Molecule: messenger RNA, 957 nt
Organism: Zerene cesonia (dogface butterfly)
Lineage: Eukaryota; Metazoa; Arthropoda; Insecta; Lepidoptera; Pieridae
Product: aldo-keto reductase family 1 member B1-like
Exons: 7
Coding region: 1-957 (318 amino acids)
Cellular component (GO): cytosol
Molecular function (GO): aldose reductase (NADPH) activity
Source: RefSeq, a predicted model, not a curated record
AUGUCCAAAAAAGUUUUGUCUGUUAAAUUUAACAACGGACUCUCUUGUCCUAUUCUUGGUUUGGGCACGUGGAAGUCGAAACCUGGCGAAGUAUAUGAUGCAGUCAGUUCUGCGAUUGAUGUGGGUUAUCGUCAUAUAGAUUGUGCGUACCUUUAUGGAAACGAGAGAGAGGUUGGACAAGCAAUCCAAGACAAGAUAAGAAGUGGUGUCGUCAAAAGGGAAAAUUUGUUUAUCACUUCGAAAUUAUGGAAUACGUAUCAUCGUCCGGAUUUAGUAGAACCAGCUAUAAGAGUGUCUUUAUCAAGUCUCGGAUUGCAAUAUCUGGACUUAUACCUAAUUCAUUGGCCCAUGGCUUACAAGGAAGGCGAUGAUCCAUUUCCUUCAGAUGCCAAUGGCAAAGUAAUCUAUUCCGAUGUAGAUUAUACAGAUACAUGGAAAGCAAUGGAAAAUCUUGUCGAACAAGGUUUAACGAGGAGCAUCGGUCUCAGCAACUUCAAUUCAAAACAGAUCGAUCGUGUUUUGCAGAUUGCUAAAAUUAAGCCUGUUACGAACCAAGUAGAAUGUCACCCAUACCUAAGCCAAAGGAAACUUCUUGAAUUUUGCCAAGAAAGGAGAAUAAUAUUAACAGCAUACAGUCCACUUGGCAGUCCAGAUCGCCCUUGGGCGAAGCCGGGCGACCCAACCCUGUUGGACGAUCCAAAAGUGAAAUUAGUUGCCGAAAAGUUAAAGAAAACACCGGCUCAAAUUUUAAUUAGAUACGCCAUCGAUUGCGGUAUCAUUGUCAUACCAAAAUCAGUGAACAAAACGCGUAUUGCUGAUAACUUCAAUGUGUGGGACUUCAAAUUAUCAAAGGAGGAUAUUGACGUGAUUAGCAGUCUCGAUUGUAACGGUCGUCUUAUACCCCAAGCCGAAGGCCGAGAACACAAGGAUCAUCCUUUCAUCAAAGAAGAAUUUUGA